AGUCCCCCACCCAUGUUAUUCGGUUUUGCUGUCGUCGCAUUUUCCUAUACGACGACUAACUACUUCACGCGUAGUAUUUUCUGGAGCGAAGAAAAGGUGAUCAAGAGAGUGCAGAAGAAAGCAGUUUAUAACGAUAGCCUCCACAGCUGGAAUAUAAGCCAAUAAAACGAUAUUACCGAUGGCUGAUAAGCGGCGCCCCAAGAAACGCAAAGAUGAAUACACUGGUCCAGGCGGUGCCGACCAGGAACUCGACAAAGCCACCAAAGAAGAGUACAAGGUGGCAAAAUGGCUCAAAUCGAAUGUGCCGACCAAAAAGACCAAAUUUCUGAACCACAAUGUGGAAUAUUUCUCAGCGGUGCGGGCCGUCGAUGCCCUGAUGGCUUCAAAGUUCGCCCAGGGUGACAAUUGCAUGUUUCCCCACCGCCAGGCGGUACUCGAUUUCAUGGACGAAAUGCUGCACCACAAGUUUUUCCAUCGCGCCAAAAAGGUUCCGGUGAGCGAACAGGAAUUGCGCGGUAAAAGCAAGAAAUCCGACAAGGAACCCGAGAAGGAAAAGCCCAAAAAGGACGAAAAAACAACCGAUGGCGGCGAAAGUAGCCACGCUGAAGGUGGAAAAGGAGAUAAGGCUUCUGCGGACAAAGAAAAGCGCAAACGCAAGAUUCGGUUGGAAAUGCAUCCGGAACAGUUGUUCGUCGAUGGCCACGAAGCUUACGUCUGGUUGUAUGAUCCUAUUCCAAUGCACUACUGGAUCUUUGGUGCCCUGUUGGUCGUCGGAGCUAUCGUCAUAUGUCUGUUCCCACUGUGGCCACCUAUGCUACGAAAGGGUGUCUACUAUCUCAGUAUAGCGGCUGCCGGCUUUUUGGUGUUUAUUCUAGGAUUGGCAGUGUUGCGAUUUGUCCUUUUCUGUAUUGUGUGGAUUCUCACCGGAGGCAAACAUCAUUUCUGGCUCUUGCCGAAUUUGACCGAAGACGUUGGAUUCUUCGCCUCAUUCUGGCCAUUGUAUGAUCAUGAAUACAAAGACGGAAGCUCCGAGAAGGACAAGAACAAAAAGAAUAAAAAACGAAAGCGCGACAAAGAUAGCGAUGCCGAAGACGAAGGCACGGCUGCGGUAAAUGUUCCGCAGAAGAUAGAGGAAACUGCGGAACCUGAUGCCGAACAGAAGAAACAGGAAUCCGAAUUGCGACACCGAGGAAAGGGCAAAACGGCUGUCGCUGCUGAAAAGGUGGAAGAAACAACAAAUGCCAGCGAUGGACAUGAGGACGACGAGGAAAACGGUGUUGAUGAAAAACACUCACCAUCAGAAAGUGAAUCGGAGAGUUCACAACGGUCCUCAACUGGGAAAGAUUUCGAAAUGUUGGACCAUGAAGAGGUAGAAGGAUCGUAAACCACAGCAACAUCCCAACAGAACCUGAUAUCGCAGACAAACAGAUAAGUUAAUAUGAUAACAAUGAUACAAACAUUUAAAAUGGCACAUUAGGUGAACUGAUAAUACAGCAACCGACAUGGAUAACCGGUAUAUUGACAUCCACUAGACGCAGCCACACUAUUAUUGUAUUUAUAAUUUAUAUUUUAAUUUGUUUUUAAUAGUUGCAACAAAUUGAGUGAAUAAAUUAGAACACAUUUUCAAAUUGUAAUUUAGUACUACAAUGAUUUGGGUGGUUAUUGGAACCGGUGCAACUUCUCACGUGGUUGGAGCACUAUUUGCUGCUUCAUUAAAGUUGUAGAAUUCUUAACUACGGCAGAUAUCCAUGCAAUAGGCGAACAUGAAUGAAUCUACAAGUAGAAACUAAAAAACAUAUACGAAAACUGCAGAAAUGUUGAAUCCCCUUGAACAUGGUCGAUUUAUCAAAUAACUGAGAAUAAUUAUCAAUACGUGCAUCGUUUGGCAUUUUAGAUGGGUAUUACUUUUCAUCACAUAUUAUAAGGGGAAGCGUACAAAUACAUUGAAAAUGCAACAAAUGAUUCAAGAUUUAUUCCAUCCUGCUUUCUUGUUUGACAAAAAAUAAAUAAAUAAAUAAAAGAAACAAAGUAAAAACAAAUUUAUCCAGGAUGAUACUUUUGCUAAAGUAGAAACAAAAUCAUCCCUGUACUGAUAACAGAAGUUGCAAUGAAAAUAUUUAAUUGAGUAGUAAAAGAUGAGUUUUGAAACUUCUUUGUGCAAGCAUCGGUGAUGCGGAAAAUAAAUAAAAAUAUAUAUAGACAUUGAAAACAA
Messenger RNA from Aedes aegypti (yellow fever mosquito), 2212 nucleotides. It is a transcript of the gene Trp1, whose product is annotated as translocation protein SEC62. Gene Ontology annotation, biological process: post-translational protein targeting to membrane, translocation. The coding region runs from base 179 to 1384 and encodes 401 amino acids. The transcript is spliced from 4 exons. Gene Ontology annotation, cellular component: endoplasmic reticulum; endoplasmic reticulum membrane. The record is from RefSeq and is a predicted model, not a curated record. NCBI's taxonomy places the organism in Eukaryota, Metazoa, Arthropoda, Insecta, Diptera, Culicidae.